AUGGCCACCAGCCGAGCGGUUCGAGGACGUCUCACUACAGUCUCUCAUUCCAUACGUGUAGUCCUUCGUUGUCUUGGUGGAAGCAGGGAUUCACAGGAUAUCUCAAAUCGGGCCUUGCUACUUCUUUGCGAAUUGCAGGAUCUACUAUGUCGACUUCAGGAUCAGUUGACAUGGGCAGAGGAGAAAUGGAUCGUGGAUCCAUCACGCCUACUCAACCUGGACGAGGCCCUCAAUCCUUUGGAGUCUACCAUCGAGGCAAUGGAUGUUUAUCUCCAGCCCGGUGGGGUGAGUGCUCGUCUUUUCAGAAAGCGCCUAUUGGAGAAUACCUUCAUACCUAGGCUGGAGCAGUUCAAGAUCAUGAUGAUCUUGGCCAUGCAACCUGGAUCAUCAGAAAAGAAUCACGUUGAAGAAAAGCUCCGGGUCAAAUUUAGACAGUAUCAAGAACUGGAUUCCGCGGGUGCUGGUAAAACUUUUCUUGCAUCUACCAUCGUUGAGAAUCUUCAAAAGACUUUCACAUCUGCUGAGGUGGCCAUUGUGUUUAUUUUUGGCCAAGAUGAGAUGGAGGAGGGCAGUACACUUGGGUUCCUUGACAAAAUCCUUGCUCAGCUUGUCUACAGGAAACGAACCCCGUCUCAAGCAACCGUCUCCCUUUACAAGUCAGAGUCAUUUCAGAAUGGCCGAGCCUCUGCAAAGGCAUUCCAAGAUGCCAUUCGUGCAGAGGUCAAUAGGUUCUCUCGGGUUUUCUUUGUGAUAGAUGGUGUUGAAACUCCAUCUGAGAAAGAGCGCAUUCUCAAUCGUCUUCAAAAACUCCCCGACCACGCCCAAUUACUUGUCAUGAUGCGGGAAGCAAAAUAUGACUCAAAAGACGAGCACCUUUCUGUCUUAGCUAUCCGCGAUGAUCUGGAAGCGUACAUCGGCAACUGUAUCAAUGAGAGCGAAGGGCUUAAAUCCUUGCUGAAAGAAUAUCCGUCCGAACUCAGGACCGCAGUUGUGCAGCAAGCUGUUAAGAAGUGCCACGGCUUGUUUCUCCUUGCUCGCCUACAUAUGGAUCUGCUGUCAAGGUGUACUGACGGAAAUCUACUCCAACGAGCACUCUUCCAUCUUCCAGAAAGCAUCAAUGAUGCGUAUGGCGAAUCAAUGACACGGAUUGUGAGCCAAAAUCUUUAUGCAAGUCGGUGCUUGUUCUGGACGCUCUACGCAUGCAGGCCACUGACAGUAUCGGAACUGAACUUUGCUGCCAGCUUCGAGAUGCUGGUCAGCACGCCUCCAAAAGACCCUUUGCAUUCAGAACGGUCGAUGUUACAUGAAACUGCAGGUCUUCUGAGCAUUGACGCUAUAUCAGGUACUGUUCAUCUAGUUCACCGAACUGCCAAGGAGUAUCUCGGCGGCCCAGCUGCUAGGGUGUUCUUUCCCACUGCCAAGAAGCAUAUUGCAGAGACUUGUCUCACCGUUAUAACUUCAGAUGAAGUUGUUGAUGAGUGUUAUAUGACAAAAGGGCUCUGUCCACGCGAGUCUAGGAAUUGCUUGUUAGACUAUGCUAUUACGUAUUGGGGUGAUCAUGCACGUGAAGUCAACGGUGAUGAGCAGACAACACAAGUCCUCAUCCGUGCAUUCCUGAACAAAUUGUGCUGGCGAAGGCCCCCGCUCGAAUCGAGCUAUGCCACAGCUGCCGAUAUACCAAAGCGUCUGGGGCUUGGCAGUUACUUUCUUGACUGGAGUGCAUUACACGUGCUGGCAUAUUUCGGAAUCCUUGGCAAGGCAAAUCGUCUAAUUGAGCAAGGCGCCAAUAUCAACGAAUCUGAGAACGAGCUUGGCAUAACUGCAUUGCAUUGCGCAGUCCACCGCGGCCAUGAGGAAAUGGUUGAUUUACUCAUUGAGCACAAUGCCAAUCUCAAUGCAACCUCCAAAGAUGGCAGUACUGCUCUACAUAUUGCCGCUGAACAAGGACAUCGAAAACUCAUCAAAACCUUACUAAACCGCCGAAUCAACUUACGAACCGCCAAUUUGCAAGGUUCUACGGCACUCCAAUCGGCAGUUGGGACGGCGUCUGAUGAAGCAACUGUUCCGCUUCUGAUCAAAAGUCGCUUUGACAUGGAUGUUCAGAACACUGUCACGGGUAAUACAGCUCUUCAUCUUGCAGUGGAGCUUAAAAGGCCUCGGAUUCUUCUAUUUUUAAUUGAAAAAGGGGCAAAUCUCAAUAUAUUGAACAGGCAGGGUCUCACCCCUCUUCAAUUAGCCUGCAAGAUUGACAAUUGUGAGGCAGUCUCGCUACUACUUGAGCGUGGCGCAAAGCCGGAAACUCGUUCUUCCAGUGGAAAUACUGCCCUUCAUAUCUCUGCGGGUGAGGGCCACUGGAUUGCCUUCGACCUUCUCAUCACUGGCGGUGCGGAUGUCAAUGCAUGGAAUAACGAUGGCGAUUCUUUGCUUCACGAACAAGCCCGGAAAGGCUCGACCAUGUCGAUAAUUGCACAUUUGCUUGAUAAUGGUGCAAAUAUUGAGGCUUGUAACUCACAAGGCUAUACACCUCUGCAAUGUGCGGCUCUUUCGGGUAACAAACCCAUGUUCCUCUACCUUAUAGACGAAGGUGCCAACGCCCAAGUCCAUACAGCGAAGGGUGAAACACUUCUUCAUAUCACUCCCCCACUCAACCAAAACUACCUCGACAUUCUAGCCAUUCUUCUGGACUUGAGCCUCAGCCCAAAUGCAGUGACCUGCAGUGGGCUAACACCAAUUCAUAAUGUUAUUAUUAAUCAUCUUGAUGUCAUCGACUUACCUUUGGAUAAGGUCAUACAUUACAUCUCUCUCCUUUUAUCUCGUGGAGCCAACAUCAAUGCCCAGCUUCUUUCGUACAAGUCUGAGACGGCACUACAUCUUGCUAUCACUGCGAAAACACCCCAAGAGCCACUGGUUCUUUUUCUCGUCAAGAACGGUGCUGCGCUUGACGUCAAGACGAUCGAUGGUCGGACACCCUUGCACUUGGCUGUUGAGUGUGGCCGACACAGCAUUUUGGCACUCCUUCUUAAUGCUGGUGCAGAUCCUAAAAUCAAAGGCCCUUCUGAGUUUUCAAGUAACCGCAAGCCUGUCCCAUAUAAUGAGACUCUGUCCGACUCCACUGAGCAGAGUAAGACGAAGACCCUGCGAGCCUAUGAAGCAGGGAUAAUGCAUCACUCGCCAAAUACAGAACUUGACAGCAUCAUUACAGACAUUGAAGAGCUAGAAAUCGGGUCUGACACUGAUGGGAUCGGGGGUUCGACUUUGAUUGGGGAAGAUGGUUCAACCUGGGGAUCGAGAGCAUCGACGACGUCUAUGAAUAUUCCAUCAAUUCUUUCUUCAAGCUGA
This is a messenger RNA of Penicillium daleae, 3339 nucleotides long. RefSeq names its product NACHT and Ankyrin domain protein. NCBI's taxonomy places the organism in Eukaryota, Fungi, Ascomycota, Eurotiomycetes, Eurotiales, Aspergillaceae. Gene Ontology annotation, molecular function: protein binding. The record is from RefSeq and is a predicted model, not a curated record. The transcript is spliced from 5 exons. Gene Ontology annotation, biological process: protein localization to ciliary inversin compartment. Gene Ontology annotation, cellular component: ciliary inversin compartment. Bases 1 to 3339 code for a protein of 1112 amino acids.